UUUAUAUUGAUAAAAAUGAAUUCGUUCAACGCGCCUAAUCAAAUCAACGCUAUUGACAAAAUGACCACCGUGAAAUGCAAGUCUGUCGAUUUAGAAGGAUACGUCAUAAUAGUCGUGCAGACCAAGGAUAAUAAAAUAAAACUAUACGGUUCACCUUCAGCCGGCAACUGGGAGAAUCUGGAGCUGGCUGACGAGAUCAUGGAUGUGAACGAAACCAAGCUAGAAGACAUGACCAGGACUGAAGUACUCACACACAUUCAUGAGUGUAUUUCAUCGUGUGUCAUCAAACUGCGAGUAAAGAGACGGAGUGAAACAAAGCUUUUAUCAGACAUCGGUCAUAACGUGAUCCAGGAUGCCUUCCUCAUUGCUGUGGAGGAACAGGCGAGGCAGCGUCUCCAACGACUGUCAGCUCUCAAGAGAAUCACUCCAGUUGAUAUGUCCAAGCUGUCUGCUGAAUUAAACAAAAGAAAACGAACGCAAACUGAGAGCCGACAGGAGUUGAACGGUUACAUAGCAAACUCCACAGUAUACGUGACUUCUAUAAACGAGAACGGAGCUAUCGAGAGCAAACCCACAAUAUCAUCACCGAAAUCACAACCGAAGUCCCUCCAAGCGAAGCCAGCACCGCUCAUAGCCAACGGCAUCCAAGACAAGAAGGACGCCGUCGAGGACGCAGUUGAACCAGAGAAACACGAAAAAGAUUCUAGUGAGAAAAGUUUUAAGGUUGAUAGUGAAUUGAAGGAAAGUGAAGUGUUGAGUGUUAAAAGUGAUGCGUACAAUGUGGCGAGAGAGCAUCUGAAUAACGGGAGGUGCGAGAAACUGCUGGGGGAGCAACCGGAUCAUCGGAUACGAGCCACUGCUGUAGUCGAGAACAGUAAACUAGGACCGGGAGAGAAAGGGCCUCGCAGACGUUCUGGCUCUAGCAUUGUGGUGCUAGGAGCUGAAGAGGAGAAGCUUCCGCCCCCGGAUGACGAGACAGACAUGCUCACCAUGCUCUCACUCACCACGGAUACUGGCCCCCACCGCGAGAUGGCGGUGGAUGUCCCAGACAGCUUCAUCGCUAGGAAUAAGACCCCGCCGCGCUACCCGCCACCCCGCCCACCACAGGUACGCCCUCGUGCCAGAGAUGAUGAGCCCCUCUUAUCAUCAGGCGGCUCAGGAACUUCUUUUGGCAGCAAACAGAGCACCGUCCUCCAAAGCAACGUCGACAUAUCCGGCCCAAGCUCCGACGGCUCAGGCAGUUUCAAGAUUAACAGCACCAUGGAAUUACUGUCAUUACCCCAGAGCUCGGACAGUUCUGGGGUAAGUUUUGGCAGCAAGAAAAGCAAGGGUUCUGCGGAAACAGCGAAAUGCGAUAUAGCAUCAGAAAGGUCCGAAUCGGUGGAUUCUAUUCUGUCACACAAAAUACAACUGCUGAUAUCGAACGGUGAAGAUUCUCUCUUGGAUUGUAAGGAGGGUGUGACGUACUCCACGCGGACUGAUUCAGUCCUCAUCAGGGAAGCUGUGUACGCUUCUUACAAGCUGCCUCCGGGGUUUGAUACGACGCCCGUGCUCCUUGGACGGGAAGUGGCGGUGGAUGUUCCUGAUAGUUUCGUUCAGAUAGUGAAAACUACCCCAAAGUACCCGAACACUGCUGACAGGAAGACGUUUCAGGUGAAUGGAACAGCGAAGGGUGCGCCUGUAGUGCCCCCUCGCGAGGCGCCUCGUGAUGCUCCGCCCAGGCCGCCCGCUCACGAUCUCACUAGAGAGCAAGUUGAUUCAAUCAAGAAGUAUCAGGAGCAACUCCGUCAAAGGAAAGAAGCUGAAGAGCGAAUUGCUGCUCAGAACGAGUUCCUGAGGACCUCGCUGCGAGGCUCCCACAAGCUACAGGCCUUGGAGUCCAACCCGCCCUCCUCAACAGCCUUCGUUAAUGAUGCCUACGAGGAAGACGCCGCUGAUGAGGCAGAGCAACUGUACGCGCUCGUCGACUAUCAGGAAGUAUGUGCAGCGUUAUCGAGGGUUCAAAAAUCAUUAUCGUCUUGCGGGGAGGGUGCUCUAGCAGCGAGAGUCUCAGGCGCCGCGGGAGCCCUGCUAUGUCCAGCUCUGAGGACAGCACUAGCGACACGAUCCGCAGUCCUAACAGCCGUUAGACAUAAACGACCAGGAUUGUCUCCACCGCAGACACAUCGAGCCACUGAUAGACUAAAGGAUUGUAUAGAUGUGUUAGGCUCUCACACGUCGUCUGGAAGCGAGACAUCGGCUCUGGCUGCAGAACUGCUGUCAAUCCUCGGAGGUCUUGAGGUGGAGAGUGUGAUACAGGCCCACGACCAGGCCGCUGCACUACUGGACCCCUCGUGUUUCAAUAGAGUGAAGAGAAAUAAGACUGGCUUCAACAACCACAAAGACGACAAAUAUUUACCGAAUUCGCCGGACGACUCCAGCGAGAAUAUUAAGAUAAUUAAAAUAGAAAAAACGAAUGAACCACUUGGUGCUACAGUGAGGAAUGAGGGAGAGGCGGUCAUUAUUGGAAGGAUAGUGAGGGGAGGAGCGGCAGAGAAAUCAGGACUCCUACACGAGGGGGAUGAACUCCUCGAAGUGAACGGUGUGAGUAUGCGCGGUAAGUCGGUGCAUGAGGUGUGUCAGGUCUUGGGAGGCCUGGCGGGCACCCUGAGCGUGGUGCUCGCCCCCCGGCCGAGACCCAGACCUCCUCCUGCCUACCGCGUUUUACACGUCAGGGCCCACUUCGACUACGACCCUGAGGACGACGUUUAUAUACCAUGUCGGGAACUCGGUAUCAGUUUUCAAAAAGGCGAUGUGUUGCACGUCAUCAGUCGCGAGGAUCCCAACUGGUGGCAGGCCUUCAGGGAGGGAGAGGAGGAUCAGACGCUCGCCGGCUUGAUCCCCAGCCAGGCCUUCCAGCAUCAACGCGAAUCAAUGAAGCUGUCUUUGGCGGGCGAGGCGGGCUCCGCUGCCAGAAGGUCGAGGAAGGGCGCCACGUUGUUGUGUGCUCGAGCCAGGAGACGCAAGCCCAGGAAACCCACCAGCGAGGCUGGCUACCCGCUGUAUUCAGCACAGCCUGACGAGUUCGAGGCGGAGGAGAUACUCACGUACGAGGAGGUGGCUCUGUACUACCCGCGCGCCUCCCACAAGCGACCCAUCGUCCUCAUCGGGCCCCCCAACAUCGGUCGCCACGAGCUCAGGCAGAGGCUCAUGGAAGACUCCACGAGGUUCGCUGCAGCCGUUCCGCACACAUCCCGCGCCCGCAAGGACCACGAGGCGGCCGGCCAGGACUAUCACUUCAUAUCCCGCGCUCAGUUCGAGGCGGACAUCCUGAACAGGAAGUUUGUGGAGCACGGAGAAUACGAGAAGGCUUAUUAUGGUACAUCCGUGGAGGCGAUCCGCGAAGUGGUGAACUCCGGUAAGAUCUGUGUCCUGAACCUUCAUCCUCAGUCGCUGCGAAUCCUGCGGGGCUCUGACCUCAAGCCCUACACCGUGUUCGUGGCGCCGCCCAGCCUGGAGAAGCUGCGGCAGAAGAAGAUCAGGAAUGGAGAGGCCUUUAAGGAGGAGGAACUAAAAGAGAUAAUAGCGACCGCGAGGGACAUGGAACUGCGCUGGGGUCACUUGUUCGACAUGAUCAUUAUUAACAACGACACGCAGCGCGCUUACCAGCAACUGUUGAACGAGAUCAACAGUCUGGAGAGGGAACCGCAAUGGGUCCCAGCGCACUGGCUCAAACAGACCUAGCGCAGGAUUCCCGCCAUCACGGAUAACAUAAUGCCAAUGUUACAUUUGCUAGUUCACGUAUCCGAACGUGACUCGUUCGACGACGCAAAUGGUUUUACAUUUGCUCUCGGUCCGCGUUUCCGAACGUACAGAGACGCGCGCUGUUACAGUUCGAAUACAUUCCGAACGGAAUGUGUCAUCGAGAUAUUUAAUUUGUUUUGGAUUUGGUAUAACACGUGUAUAAACGGAUUUACUUUGGGUAAUACUGCCUUAUUACUGUCUAGCUUUAAUAAUAGCGUCAUAUGAAGUAGUCACCUUAAUUGAAUGUUUUUUUAAUCGAAAUCAAUUUAUAUUAUGAACAAUUAUAUCUGAAUAUACUUUAGUGACUUAAAUAUUAUUAUUUUUAAUGUUUUAACAAAUUUAAAAUUAUAGUUAUAUGUAACCAAAAUUUUAAAUAAUAAAUCAUGUUUGAGAUAAUUAAUGUACUUAAAUUGUAUUUAUUUCGUUUACUUUGAUAGUGUCCUUGAUACAAUAAUGCGAUGGAAUUUAUAUUUCAUAUUCUUAAGUAGGUACUUAUUAUAAUAUUACUUAACUACGAACAAUAAAAAAAUUAUCUAUUGCCAAAUUUGUACCCUAGUUAUUAAAAUAGUAAAUUUUCAUAAAUUUCUCCAGUAGCUAGCCUCGUGGGUUUGUAACGUCGGCGGUAGAUAUUUUAAUCAUAUGAAACACAGUCUAUCGCAAUUUAACUAGUGUGUCGACGAAGCAAUAUUUUUAAACCUGUAUCGUGUUAUAUUCGACAUAUCUAAUUUUUAUAGUAUUCACUAUAUUGAAACAUUUUUGCCAAAUUAAAUCUCCUUUUUGUCAAAUAUACUAUUUUAAUAUACCUUUAGAUCAAUAGUUUUAUUGUCAACAUUAAAAAUUUACCGCUUUUGAAAGACGUUUCAUGACAUUCCAACAUUCAACUUCAACGGUAAUAUUAACUAAAAAAAUAUGUUGUUAUAAGAAAUGUCACGUUUCUAUAAAAUGAAAAAAUUGUUUCCCAUUAUCCGAAACUGAAUGUUGCCAUGUUAUAAAAUAAAUAUUUGAUAAAAACGUAAAACAAAUUGGAAAGGGACUUGUAUUGUUGGGAUUUCAUUCGUCUAUAUAUUAAAACAUGUAAGUAGAUAGAAAUGUGCGUUCCAAAUGUUUAGUGCCAAAUACAGUGCCCGCGCUGUCACUGUCGGUGACAUACAAUUAUCACAAUUUUUUAAUAGAUAUAUUUGAUAUGUACUUUAUAAUAUGUUAAAAUGUAUUGUGUGCUGAUUUUGAGGUAUUAUUGUGUAUGUAAGUUUGUAUUACGUAGCCUGUGGAGGUGCUAAAAUUUAUGAACUAGUAUUCUGUUAUAUCAUUCUGUUUAAAUUUGUGUUUAUUUGUUUUGUGUGAGAUUUUUGUUUGCAAUUCGAAAAUUAAACAAACAUUUCACACAGACUUGUGGUUUUAUGGAACUUCACAGUAUUGAUAUUAUUAUAUAAUUUAUAAAUAGUUCUGUACAUAAAAUAUAUUGACAACGGAAUGAUAAAUAUUAUAAAUACCAUGUUAAUAGUGAACAAUUUAAUGUAAAUAAUAGAAUACCUAUUAAAUUUAAUAUCAGAUAAAAUGUUGGUUUCA
Danaus plexippus (monarch butterfly) is the source of this 5349-nucleotide messenger RNA. RefSeq names its product protein PALS1 (gene sdt). Gene Ontology annotation, biological process: establishment or maintenance of polarity of embryonic epithelium; generation of neurons; establishment or maintenance of epithelial cell apical/basal polarity. Gene Ontology annotation, cellular component: plasma membrane; adherens junction. The coding region runs from base 16 to 3723 and encodes 1235 amino acids. The transcript has 20 exons. Gene Ontology annotation, molecular function: protein binding. The record is from RefSeq and is a predicted model, not a curated record. Lineage: Eukaryota; Metazoa; Arthropoda; Insecta; Lepidoptera; Nymphalidae.